AUGUCUUCACAUUCUUCUUCUGCUACUACUGAACCACACACCAGCUCCUUCAAAGAACUCUCUAUUCAGGAUGUCGAGAGAGCUUCGGGACGAAUUGUAAAAUAUAUUCAUCGUACGCCUGUAAUGACAAGCUCAUCACUUUCUGGAAUGACUGGAAUUCCUGGUUGUACUUUGUAUUUAAAGUGUGAAAAUUUCAACAAAGUGGGAGCGUUUAAAAUUAGAGGUGCCACUAAUGCAGUUUUAAAUGCAUUGGAAAAUGGUGAUGAUGAAUUGAAGAGAAAAAUCAAGGAGGGCGGAGUCACUACUCAUUCAUCAGGUAAUCAUGCUCAAGCAUUAGCAAAAACAGCUCAAAUGUUAGGAAUUCCUGCUCAUGUGGUCAUGCCUUCAAAUUCUCCAGCUGUGAAAAAGAAUGCUGUCGAACAAACUUACGGAGCUCGUGUCAUCUUGUGUGAACCAACUUUAAAAGCAAGAGAAGAAACUUGUGAAAAGAUCAUGAAAGAGACUGGCGCAAUAUUCAUUCAUCCCUAUGACAAUGAUGAUGUCAUUGCUGGGCAAGGAACUGCCGUCUUGGAAUUAUUGGAACAAGUGAAAGUGGAACAACAUAACUCUCCUUCACAGUUUCCGUUGGAUGUUUUAAUCGUUCCAGUCGGUGGUGGAGGUCUCUGUUCAGGAUCCUCUCUCUAUUUCAAACAGAAGGCUACUCUCGAAUUGAGCGAGACUCAACCUGAAAAACUCAAGAAAACCAUGGUCAUUGGAGUGGAACCUGAGCUUGUCAAUGAUGCACAAAGAUCCCUACAAGCCAAACAAUUAAUUGGAAACGAUCCCAAUGUACCAUCGAAUACAAUUUGUGAUGGCUUGAAAACCAAUCUCUCAGAACGUACUUUCCAUUACAUUUCAAAAUAUGUGGAUCGAAUUUUUACUGUUUCGGAUGAACAAGUGUCACGAGCCAUGAAACUUGUUUGGGAGCGUAUGAAAAUUGUGAUUGAACCAUCGAGUGCUACGGUAGUGGCCUUGACAUUAUUCCACGAAGAAUUUAAACAAUUGGCUCUUGAGAAUGAAUGGAAGAAUAUUGGAAUGGUCAUUAGUGGUGGAAAUACAUCGAUGGGAAAGUAA
Messenger RNA from Naegleria lovaniensis, 1113 nucleotides. RefSeq lists its product as uncharacterized. Gene Ontology annotation, molecular function: serine racemase activity; magnesium ion binding; L-serine ammonia-lyase activity. The record is from RefSeq and is a predicted model, not a curated record. Bases 1 to 1113 code for a protein of 370 amino acids. The transcript has 3 exons. Gene Ontology annotation, biological process: pyruvate biosynthetic process; D-serine biosynthetic process; L-serine metabolic process. NCBI's taxonomy places the organism in Eukaryota, Heterolobosea, Eutetramitea, Acrasida, Naegleriidae.